Molecule: messenger RNA, 726 nt
Organism: Aspergillus heteromorphus CBS 117.55
Lineage: Eukaryota; Fungi; Ascomycota; Eurotiomycetes; Eurotiales; Aspergillaceae
Exons: 4
Coding region: 1-675 (224 amino acids)
Source: RefSeq, a predicted model, not a curated record
AUGGGCGACAGGCACCCCUUCGCAGGCAGUGAGGUUAUUGAGGAUGGCGACAUCCAGGCGGCCAUUGACGGUCCCCUCAACAAUUGCCUGGUCGAGAGAGAGAAUGAUCUAUCCGAGGGUGCCUUCCUCCGUAUCCCCUCGACGCAAUGGGCGAAGACGUGUGCUGUUCCAGUUGAUAUCGACCAGUAUUACGAGAGAGUCGGAGCUUUAGCGGAACAGAUCAAUCCACAAGGCUUCCUGAAUAAUCGGCACGCCAGGCCUUCUGCACAGGCUGUCUGCUCGGGGCCCCGUGAGCACGGGCCAGCGACGAGGAAUCCUGCAUGGCCGCCACGGGGCUUUCGGAAAGAAGCGCCCACCUGGCUGGCUUCCCAAGCCCCUUGGCUCCAGCACGUCAGGCACAGGUUGACUCUCCGGCCAGGCUGGUCCAUUUACCCGGACGGCAACGGCACUUCCCACGAAGCGGGGCCACGCCGGAGGGAGGCAUCUUGCGUCAUUUUGGCUCGGGUGAUCCGAUCGCUUGCAACGGUGCAGAGCAACAAAUCUCCGAGACAGCACCGGGCCAAGCCACACAGAACUAUCUCCUGGACCAGCUUCCUGGUUGACGUCUUGGGGAGGGCCCCGCCGCUCCAGUCCCAAUGGAUGGUCAGCUCGCUGCCAGGUCCCGACUGCCCCUGACGAUGGUGGAUGGUGGAUGGUGGAUGGCACGAUGGGUCCCCUCGGUGGCGU